Messenger RNA from Drosophila erecta, 1832 nucleotides. Its product is annotated as putative fatty acyl-CoA reductase CG5065. The record is from RefSeq and is a predicted model, not a curated record. Gene Ontology annotation, cellular component: peroxisome. Bases 215 to 1699 code for a protein of 494 amino acids. Gene Ontology annotation, biological process: long-chain fatty-acyl-CoA metabolic process. Gene Ontology annotation, molecular function: alcohol-forming very long-chain fatty acyl-CoA reductase (NADP+) activity. The transcript has 7 exons. Lineage: Eukaryota; Metazoa; Arthropoda; Insecta; Diptera; Drosophilidae.
GGUAUCGCACUCAGCGCUUAGUAAGUGUGAGCCCCACCAACUGAAUAUUCAGCGAUGUGAUCCCUUUUGACCAAGGGUCACAGACCUGAUUGGCCGGAUUUCAAUAUUCCCGCCGGAGUCCGCCGUAUUCCGCACAGAAGCACUUGGAGCAGCGACACGUGCGCAUUGACAGGCGACAUCGAAACGAACUCGGGAGCCCUAAAACCAUACCACCAUGUCUAUAGCGGAAGCAUUUCAGGAUCAGGAAAUAUUCGUGACGGGCGCCUCCGGCUUCGUGGGCAAGGCUCUGAUCGAGAAGCUGCUGCGCUCGUGUCCAAAAGUGGGCCGCAUCUACGUGCUGAUGCGGCCCAAAAAGGGCCAAACCAUUGAGGAGCGCCUGCAGCUGCAGUGGGAAACGAGGCUGUAUGAGCGGCUGCGAAGUGAGCAGCCCGAUGCCCGCUCCAAACUGGUGGCCAUAGCCGGGGAUGUGGAGCAGCUGGGUCUGGGCAUUGGCAGCGCGGAUCUGGAGCGGUUGCGCAAUGUCAACAUUGUCUACCAUUCGGCGGCCAGUGUGCGCUUUGAUGAUGCCCUGAGCACGGCCAUACUAAUGAACACCCGUGGCACCCACGAGCUGAUCAAGUUGGCCUUGCAGUGGCCCAAACUGCAGGCCUUUGUCCACGUGUCCACCACCUACUCGAAUCCGAGUGUUCUGGAGGUGGAGGAGCGCGUCUAUCCGCCGCUGGCCGACUGGCGGACCACCAUCAAAUUGGCGGAGACCUACGACGCGGAGAUCCUGGACAUCUUCAAUCUCAAGUACGGUAACUUUCAGCCGAACACGUACACCUUCACCAAAAGUUUGGCCGAGCAGGUGGUCAAUGAGUACAGGGAUAGGCUGCCCAUCUUCAUCUUCCGGCCAUCGAUAGUGGUAUCCACCAUUGAGGAGCCCAUGCCCGGAUGGGCGGACAACUUCAAUGGACCCACCGGACUCCUGGUGGCCUGCGGCGUGGGCAUACUGCGAUCCCAGAACUGUGAUCCCAAUAUUGUGGCCGAUUUUGUGCCCGCCGAUGUUGUGGCCUGCACACUGAUCACGUCGGUGUACAAGUUCAUGAGUGAAUCGAAAUCGCGGAGCAAGGACAGCGAACUGUAUGUGGUCAACUGUGCCACGGCGAAUAUAUCACCGAUCACCAUGGGCGAGGUGAUCGAGAUCGGUAAGACGUUCAUCCGCGAGAAUCCCUUCGAGAAGACACUCUGGCUGCCCGGCGGCAGUAUGACCACUUGUCCGGUUCUUCACUUUGUGCGGUUCUGCACCAUGCACCUGCUCAUGGCUGUUGUGGUGGACACUUUGCUGCGUCUGUAUAAUGAGAAGCCCUUCCUGAUGAAGCUGCAACGCCGCAUUUUCGCCGCCUUCAGUGCCCUGCAAGUGUUUGCGAUGACCGAGUGGCACUUUCAGAACAACAAUUUCCGGGCACUGCACGAUGUCGUUCCGGCCAACGAGCUCUCCACCUUUGGCUUCAUGCAGCACGCCAAUAUCAACUACACGAAGUUCUUCCAGCACGGAAUUCGCGGCGCCAAGGAGUUCCUCCUGAAUGAGAGUCCCGACAGCAGCAGUGCCGCCCGAUUCCGCAUGAAGAUCUUCUACGUGCUGGACUUUCUGUGCCGUGGCAUCGUCUAUGCCUUUCUGCUGCGCCUGAUAUUCCGGUUUCUAGUGAGACUGUGGUAGCGACUCUACGAAGCAAGCUAUAGCACUGUGGUGCCAAGCAUCAAAUAUACUCCGGCAUUGGUUAAUUCUGUUUAUUGCAUUUAAUUGUUACGCAUUCACUGGCAUUUGUAGUUGCAUUAAAAUCAGAAUUUUA